AUGCACCAGACAGACGAAGUUGCAGUGCCGGAGGUCGAAAUUACUGGCGACAUUGACACCCCCAGCGAAGACAGAGCGAGUGAUCACGAGGCGACGGACUCGACAGAGGCGGGAUCCUCAUUCAUCGAUUACUUCCUCUUUAUGCAAGACAAAUGUUGA
This is a messenger RNA of Cadophora gregata, 159 nucleotides long. RefSeq lists its product as uncharacterized. The transcript has a single exon. The coding region runs from base 1 to 159 and encodes 52 amino acids. The record is from RefSeq and is a predicted model, not a curated record. Lineage: Eukaryota; Fungi; Ascomycota; Leotiomycetes; Helotiales; Ploettnerulaceae.